Molecule: messenger RNA, 1085 nt
Organism: Sceloporus undulatus (fence lizard)
Lineage: Eukaryota; Metazoa; Chordata; Lepidosauria; Squamata; Phrynosomatidae
Gene: SYCP3
Product: synaptonemal complex protein 3
Exons: 9
Coding region: 170-907 (245 amino acids)
Biological process (GO): meiotic cell cycle; spermatid development
Cellular component (GO): synaptonemal complex
Source: RefSeq, a predicted model, not a curated record
AUUAAAGUGCCUUUGUCUAGAACAGAGGGAUAUGUUUGUGUGUAUGAAGGGAUGGACUGUACCACUUGUGGCACGUCAAACUGCAGUUCCCUGUCACGUUUUUAGAAAACCCGUAUAAUAUUUUUAAACCUAAAAAUCCUCACAGCAGUCAAAGGGCUGCACUUAAACCAUGCUCCAUUCUGUGAAUAUGGCACCAGCAGGAAGAAAGCCUGGAGGAAAAACUGCUAAACCAGCACAGGACGAACCAGUUGGACAUGCCUAUGAUUUUGAAGAAAAACCAAAAAUACCUUUAAGUGGAUCUGAAGAGGAUAUUGGAGAAGAUGAAACUCCAGUGAUUGAGAAACAUGGGAAAAAAAGGUCUGCAGUGACUCCUCAUGCAGAAGUUGAAGAUGUUGGGGGAGAAGUACAGAAUAUGCUGGAACGCUUUGGAGCGGACAUUAAUAAAGCUCUUCAGGCUAAAAGGAAAAGAUUAGAACUGUACACGAAGUCUUCUCUGAAAACAAGUAACCAAAAGUUAGAACUUGUCUGGAAAACACAACAAGACCAGAGGCUGAAGGUCAACCAAGAAUAUUCCCAGCAGUUCAUGCAUAUUUUUCAACAAUGGGAUGCUGAUAUACAGAAAGCGGAGGAACAGGAAGAAAAACUAGCGAACAUGUUUCGGCAACAACAAAAGGUUUUUCAACAAGCAAGAAUAGUUCAGAGUCAGAGACUGAAGACAAUUAAGCAGCUGUAUGAACAGUUUUUAAAGAGCAUCGAAGACAUGGAGAAGAGUCAUGAAAGUCUUUUAGCAGGCGCACAAAGUGAACUUCGCAAGGAAAUGGCUAUGUUGCAAAAAAAAAUCAUGAUGGACACUCAACAGCAAGAGAUGGCAACUGUUCGCAAAUCUCUUCAAUCCAUGUUAUUCUGAUGGCUCAGUGGAGAAACAACUUCUACCUAAGUAACAUGAUACAAUGUAUACAUUAGCCAAGAAGAAAAAGAGCUCAUGGUUUGCAUUCCAUGUUAAAAAUUACAUAUAGUGUUUGAAAAGUAAUCAACCAGCCAUUCUGAAUUUCAACAGAAGAAAUUAUUAAACUGUUAUUUGUUUG